UCCAAGAUGGCGCUGCGCUGUGUCUGUGCUGCUGCCCUGCGGACUGGGACAGAAAUAGGGGUCAAUAACGCGAGGACAAUUGUUACAACAGUGGCCCUCAGCAGACGGGUCCCUCCGCUGGGUCCUAUGCCCAAUGAGGAGAUCGACGCAUCAAACCUGGAUUCUUUGGAGAAAUACCGCAGCUACACCCGCUACUUCAGACAAGCCGAGGAGGCGAAGAGGAAGCGAGUGUGGUGGAGGACCUACAGGGGUUACAUGGAGGAAGCCGAUCCUGAACAUGGUGCUGAGCGAGUGGACAUCGGGCUGCCUUACUAUCGACCCAGCCGGACCAAAGAGGUGAGGGAGAGGAGGAACGUGAUGAGAGAAAACAAGAGGAACGUUGAGCUGGAGAGGGCCUCCCGUCUUCGUACUUUCAAGAUCCCCUUGGAUCGAGUGCAGCAGACCUGGGAGAAGACCAGCAAACCGUUCGAUGUGAAAAAGUUGGCCGACCACUAUGGCGUCUUCAGGGAUCUUUUCCCAAUGGCGUAUUUUCUACCUCAGAUCCCCCUCCGCAUCAGUUACAGCCAGGGAGCUGAUGGUCAAGUUCAUUAUGGGAAUCAGCUGACACCUACUGAGGCGGCGUCCACCCCAAAGAUCAGCUUCGAUGUAGAGGAGGGCUCACUCUGGACGCUCCUGCUCACAUCUCCCGACGAGCAUCUUCUGGAUAACGAAGCAGAGUAUCUUCACUGGCUUGUGGGGAACAUUCCAGGUGGAGAAGUGCAGCUCGGAGAGGAGCUGUGUCACUACCUGCCUCCGUUCCCAGCCAGAGGAACAGGCUUCCACCGCUACGUUUACGUCCUCUUCAAGCAGGAGAAAGCCAUCAGCUUCCAGGAGGAUGCCCGCCCGUCGCCAUGCCACUCCCUGGUUGAUCGCACCUUUAAGACCAUCGAUUUCUACAGAAAGCAUCAGGAUGACAUGACGCCUGCAGGCCUGGCCUUCUUCCAGAGCCAGUGGGAUGAAUCGGUUACCAACACCUUUCACAGCACACUCAACAUGAAGGAGCCAGUGUUUGAGUUCAUCCGACCUCCAGUAUACCAUCCUCCACAAGUCAAGUUUCCACACGGACAGCCGCUACGCUACCUGGAUCGAUACAGAGAUGGGAAACAGCACACCUACGGCAUAUACUGAUUAUUACCAUGCCAACGUGGAGUCUUUAUGUUCUUAUCGUCCAAAUAAAACGUUUCUCUGCU
Molecule: messenger RNA, 1229 nt
Organism: Cyprinodon variegatus (sheepshead minnow)
Lineage: Eukaryota; Metazoa; Chordata; Actinopteri; Cyprinodontiformes; Cyprinodontidae
Gene: mrpl38
Product: mitochondrial ribosomal protein L38
Exons: 9
Coding region: 7-1167 (386 amino acids)
Cellular component (GO): mitochondrial large ribosomal subunit
Source: RefSeq, a predicted model, not a curated record